Molecule: messenger RNA, 225 nt
Organism: Haemonchus placei
Lineage: Eukaryota; Metazoa; Nematoda; Chromadorea; Rhabditida; Trichostrongylidae
Source: the annotation of a GenBank genome assembly
GCUUCAAACCCAUCGACUUCACUUUUCUUUGUCAUCCGCUAUUGCUGCCUGACCAUAAUCGCACUUUCGAUCGCGUUCUGCUCGGCUGUGGUGACAAUGUUGGUCGCUAAUUACAUGUACACCGGAUUGCCAUGUCGAGACGAUCCAAAAACAUUCUCCGUGAAAAACGACGAGGUUUGUUGGAUUUUAGUCCUCGCCACUGUCUUUUAUUUCGUUUUGCUUUGA